Ostrinia nubilalis (European corn borer) is the source of this 2032-nucleotide messenger RNA. RefSeq lists its product as uncharacterized. Lineage: Eukaryota; Metazoa; Arthropoda; Insecta; Lepidoptera; Crambidae. Bases 146 to 2032 code for a protein of 628 amino acids. The transcript has 3 exons. The record is from RefSeq and is a predicted model, not a curated record. Gene Ontology annotation, molecular function: zinc ion binding; nucleic acid binding.
GUAUGUUAUCUGUGGUCGACGAUCAUCUGUCAUACUCACAAUAAAGAUGUCGGAGUACAAAGUGUUUUAAUUAUUGAAUUAUUAAGUAACUAUAUUAUAUGGCGCAGUCGAGUGGUGAGAAUUUAAUAAGUAUUAGAAAAUUAAGAUGGAGAUGUUAAAACAGCCGCCGCCGCUGUCGUUAGUGGGCGAUAUUUCGCAAAACUUCAAGCGAUGGGAGCAAAGGUUUUUGCUCUAUUUUAAAGCAUCAGGGGCUGAAGAAAGAUUGGAUGAACAUGGUCAAAAUGCUUUGCUUCUACAUGUUAUUGGAGACGAUGCAUUAGAGGUCUAUAACACAUUUGAGUUUGAAGUGGACAAAAACGGCGAAAAAAAGUUAAAUGUUAAAACAAUACUAGAGAAAUUUAGAAAUUACUGCUCGCCAGCAAAAAAUGAGACGAUGCAAAGGCACUUAUUUUUCACCAGAGAGAAGAAAGAAGGCGAAUCUUUUGGUGAAUUUGUGACAGCUUUGAAAACAUUAAGUUCGGAUUGUAAUUUUGACAAAUUAAAAGACAGCUUAAUAAAAAGUCAGAUAAUUAGAGGCAUUGGAGAUUGCAAACUACAGGAAGCAUUACUUCAGGAUCCGGACCUAGACCUGCCCAAAUGUAUCAGAAUUUGCAAAGCGGCAGAAUUAGCCUCAGAAAAUGUAAAAAAAAUUACCACUGAGAUGCAGGUAAAUAAUAUAAGCAGAACAACACAUAAAAAUGAAAAUCGAAACUUGGAAAAACCACAAGAUUUUCGUGAUAGGAAUCAGAAUUUGCCAGAAACUCGGGACAGUCGUCAAGCACUAAGGAAGCAGUGCAUGAGGUGCGGAUACUACCAUGGUUUUAAAUGCCCUGCAUUUGGCUACCGGUGCAAGAAAUGUAACCGUUAUGGACACUAUGCCAAAAUGUGCAGGACCCCCUCUCAGGUACAUGCUGUAAAUCAGGAUCAGGAUAGUGAUGACUCGGACAUAGUACUAGGUAUGGUUCAAGACGAUAUUAAUAAUUCUAUAAACAGACAGUUGUAUGAGUCUUUACAGAUUAACAAUAAAAUUGUUGAUGUUAAACUAGACACAGGUAGUGACUGCGAUGUUUUACCAUUACAUAUAUUAAAAAAAUUGUCACUGGAACAUAAAAUGUCAAAAAAUGGUCUAAGGCUCUGUAAUUAUGAUGGAUCUAAUAUUAAUUGUGUGGGAAAAGUAUGGCUAAAAUGUCAACUAAUAAAUGGAAAAAAUACACAAAUAUUGUUUCAGGUGGUUGAUAGCAAAGAAAAAUCUCCAGCAGUCUUAGGUCAUAAAACAAUAUUUUCGCUGAAACUACUGAAACAAAUCACAUAUUUGGGGCAUAUAUUAUCAAAACAUGGCAUCAAACCGGACCCAAGAAAGGUACAGGCAAUACUAAACCUAGAGCAACCAAAGAAUGUAGCAGACUUACAACGGGCAAUAGGUAUGAUUACAUAUGUCUCUAAAUUUAUCCCUUCACUGUCAGAAGUUUGUCAUCCAUUAAGAAAAUUAAUUAGAAAAGGUGUAGAUUUUAAUUGGAAUAAGGAACAAGAUGAUUCAUUUAAACAGUUGAAAGAGAUAUUAAGUUCAGAACCGGUAUUGCAAUUUUAUGAUCCUAAUAAACCUUGUAAGCUGUCAGUGGAUGCUUCAAAAAACUCGUUAGGAGCAGUGUUACUGCAAAAUGAUCUUCCUGUUGCAUACGCCUCUAAAGCAAUGACAACCACACAACAAAUGUACGCACAAAUUGAGAAAGAGAUGCUAGCUAUAGUCUAUGGUUGCUUGAGGUUUCAUCAAUAUAUUUACGGUAAAACUAUAGAAGUUGAGUCAGAUCACAAACCACUUGAAAUAAUAUUUAAAAAACCAUUGUGUGAUGUACCAUUGAGGUUACAAAGAAUGCGGUUACAAUUACAAAAAUACGAUCUAGUAGUGAAGUACAAAGCAGGCAAAGAACUGUUGCUAGCAGAUUCUUUAUCAUUUCCAUUAAGUAAUCUUAAAUUGUUGGGAAAAUGUCUAUAG